Carassius auratus (goldfish) is the source of this 720-nucleotide messenger RNA. RefSeq lists its product as uncharacterized. The transcript is spliced from 7 exons. NCBI's taxonomy places the organism in Eukaryota, Metazoa, Chordata, Actinopteri, Cypriniformes, Cyprinidae. The record is from RefSeq and is a predicted model, not a curated record. The coding region runs from base 1 to 720 and encodes 239 amino acids.
AUGGAGUUGUUCAUCUUCAUAGUUUUUCAGCUCCUGAUGGAGGUUCAGUCUUACAAAUUUCCUAGAGUAAAAGUAUCUCCAGAUGUCAUAAGAGAGUCCAGCUCAGUGAAGAUCAGCUGUGAGACAGAUCCACGUGUUUCAGUGAUUGAAUGUCACUUCUUCAUAAACAGAGAAGAGAAGAAAAUGAAAAGCAGUUCAUCAUGUGAGCUGGAUCUCACUGGUGCUGAAGUGUUCAGAUGGGCAUCUGUAAAAUCACCUGAAUCACUCAACAUUAUCUGCUACACAACAUUACAUGCGCUAGGCUCAAUCAUAUCAUCUCCUGAAUCUGAUCCUGUCACAGUGACGGUUCGAGUUUCAACAUCAACAACCACUGAACAAACAACUACAACAGCCAUGGAAACCUCAUUAACUGUGAUGUCCACUUCUGAAGCCACAACAUACAGUAAAACUGCAGAUCUCCAAACCAAGAUAAACCUGCCCACCAUUACAGGAAAGGAAAACAGAAAAGUUCAUUCACUCUCUCUCAAUGCUAUUUAUUCUUGGGAAUGGGAAGGUUUAGCUAAACCUGAUUGGGAUGUAGUACAGCUGCGGAUCGACAAGCCCGCCACCCGAGCACCGGACACCAAGUUCCCUUGCACUCAGCCGGCCGACAAACAGGAUCACGUGGCACCGAGGACGAGCACCGGACACUCCAGGAUUCAGCACUACACCAUUCAAUAA